Messenger RNA from Tachysurus vachellii, 1838 nucleotides. RefSeq names its product solute carrier family 25 member 53-like. NCBI's taxonomy places the organism in Eukaryota, Metazoa, Chordata, Actinopteri, Siluriformes, Bagridae. The record is from RefSeq and is a predicted model, not a curated record. The coding region runs from base 120 to 1016 and encodes 298 amino acids. The transcript has 2 exons.
GUACGGUACAGAGAGAGACGACAGAUAUAUAAAGUGCACCCUGUUAUUUAAUCCGGGUGCAUAAAAUCCGAAAGAAUCUCCACCCUUCUGUUCCGUCCACCACCUAGUUCUUUAACGCAAUGUGCUGUUCACCAAAAAGAGAUAUGCAGCAAAAUCCUGCAGACAGAAGUGGAAAGCAUGAUGUCUCAGAGCGGGGUAUCUUUUUCCAGAGUUAUAUGAAUGGUGGAAUGUCCAGCCUCGUCUGCACUGUCAUCACUUUCCCCGUGUACAAAACUGUGUUUCGGCAGCAGCUGCACAGCACUCUGAUCCGUGAGGCUGUGGUGCAGCUAUAUAAGGAAGGAAUGCUAAAGCUUUAUCGAGGAGUAGUGCCACCCUUGCUGAUGAAGACUCUUCAGGGAACCAUCAUCUUUGGCUUCCAGAACACCCUCCUGCAGCAGUUAUCCCCCUGGGCUGAAUCAUAUUUUCCCCGAGCAAUGCAUCCUGCCCUGGCCGGGCUCGGGACAGGGGUAGUGGAGUGUUUGUUGUUUACUCCCUUUGAGCGUGUACAGAGUGUCCUACAAAACAGUAGUAAUGACCGCAGCCUUCCCACUCUUAGCAAAAUUGUCAGUCGGAUGCGGUCAGAAACUUUAACAAAUGGGUGGUACCGAGCUUUUUUACCCACUCUUACUCGCAACGCAAUAGGAAGCAGUCUUUAUUUUGGCCUUAAGGAUCCGUUAUCCAGAGUGUUACGUGAGAAAGAUUGUCCCCCCAUUGCAUCAUCUUUUGUGUCAGGGAUGGUCAGCUCUCUUAUGAUAAGCUUGCCCUUGUAUCCACUGUCAGUGUUGGUGGCCAACAUGCAGGCCCAGGUUGGGGGUGACAACCUGGGUGUGAGAGCUAGCUGGCAUCAGCUGUGGCAGAAACGACAGCGAAGUCUAGUAUUGUUUUACCGUGGAGGAUCGCUGGUCAUCUUGCGCUCCUGCAUAACCUGGGGUAUCACCACUGCCAUUAACGACCAGCUGACAAAACGCUCAGGCUGAGGAACACGUCUGAAUUUCGCUCCUAAAUGAGUAAUAUUGUUAGCAUUGAAUUAGCAAAUCCACAAAAUGUUUCCAGUUGAUUAAUUUAAAAUGUUUUUUGUUGUUGAUUUUAUGUGUGUGAAUAAUUUCCUUUCACUCUACAAUCUGGGUAACACUUGACCUGUGACCUGUAACACUUGACCAGUCACACUUGACAGGUGACCUGGCCACUCAAUAACCACACUCAUUCAAAAUGAAUAAUAAAAAAAUGAACAUACUUUUCUUCUUCACAUGAUCCUUAGGAAAUUUGGAUGUAACUUGGAUGAACUUGUGGAAUACUUUGCAAGCAUGAAGUAUUAAAUUAAUUCACAUAUUAUGCAUUACAGUAUUUUGAUGAUGUGUGGUUUAGUGGGACAAGAAAUACUGAGGUUUUCUUCUCUACAGAGAUUUUUAAUUAAUCUUUUACUUUAUUUUUCUAAAACAUUUACAUUAGCUGUUGUGAAAGACACAUUACUUGUUUUUAAUAUGCAUUUUAACUUUGGUUUAUAUACAUAUUUUUAAAAUUAUAUUAUUGUGGGGCCUAAUUAGUCCUGUUUAUUUACUCAUUCUGACAAGAAUCUAAACAAUUCAUUCUGACUUCCUGAGUAUCUUGAGUGAGUUAACGGUAUUGCUUAACCACCAGUUUACAGUGCAUUGCCUAAACAUGCUCAGGUUUUAGUGAUGUUACAAGGUAAAGUAAAUUGUUAAACAGUGUCUGAAAAUGCAAUCUGCCUUUUUGUGUACAGUAUUUCAUGUAGAUUACAUAAUUCAUUAAUCACCUGUAGGUAUUAAUCUCAGGGUUAC